This is a messenger RNA of Temnothorax curvispinosus, 7322 nucleotides long. It is a transcript of the gene Tomosyn, whose product is annotated as syntaxin-binding protein 5. Gene Ontology annotation, biological process: regulation of protein secretion; regulation of exocytosis. Lineage: Eukaryota; Metazoa; Arthropoda; Insecta; Hymenoptera; Formicidae. The transcript is spliced from 24 exons. The record is from RefSeq and is a predicted model, not a curated record. Gene Ontology annotation, cellular component: SNARE complex; plasma membrane; cytoplasm. The coding region runs from base 178 to 4293 and encodes 1371 amino acids. Gene Ontology annotation, molecular function: GTPase activator activity; syntaxin binding; myosin II binding.
UAGAGAGAGAGAGAGAGAGAGAGAGAGAGAGAGAGAGGAGCACGACGAGCCCCCGAUCUUCGAGUCCCCGGCCGUGAUUUUCGUCGGGACAGACGGACGGGAGCGGGACGGAGGGACAAACGGCGGGACGACGUGCACAUGUGAUUCCCUCCCCGGAGUGGCCGACCCCAUUUGGCGAUGAAGAAGUUCACGAUUAAGGGGGUGCUCGACGGGUUCCGGUCGUCGGUCCCGCAGCCCGUCAAGCCCGACCAGGAGAUCGUCGAGAAUCUCAAGCCGGAGCACUUCCAGGUUAAGAAGACGUUUCGACACGGCUUCCCGCAUCAGCCGACAGCGUUGGCAUUCGACCCGAUCCAAAGACUGUUGGCGAUUGGCACUAAAUCCGGAUCCCUUAGGAUUCUAGGCAGACCGGGCGUAGAUGCGCACGUGAAACACGAGGAAUGUGCAGCCGUUCUGCGCUUACAAUUUUUAAUAAAUGAGGGAGCAUUGGUGUCUGUUACUGAGGACGACACCUUACACUUGUGGAACUUUCGUCAGAAGAUACCGCAGGUGGUGCACAGCCUCAAGUUUCAAAGAGACAGAAUUACAUGCAUUCAUUUACCGCUACAAAGUAAAUGGUUGUACAUUGGGACCGAUCGAGGAAACGUUCACAUACUGCACAUUGAAACGUUCGUUCUAUCUGGAUAUAUAAUUAAUUGGAACAAGGCUAUCGAAGUAUCUAGAAAAACUCACCCUGGUGCUGUAGUACACUUGAGUGAUAAUCCGUUAGAUUUGAGCAAGAUGCUCAUAGGAUUUUCGACAGGGCAAAUCGUUCUGUGGGACUUAAAAACCAAGACUGUUGAGUAUAGAUGUCAAACAGAUGAUUUAUUAACAUCGAUAUCAUGGCAUCAUGAAGGUAAACAAUUUAUGUGCAGUCACUCGGACGGUUCUCUUACGACUUGGACCCUUCGGCAAUUAAAGCCAAGUGUAACAUUUCCACAUGCAAAAUUCACUAAAGAUGGAGAACCUGAACGUUGCAAAGCCAUUCAGAAAGUAGAAUGGAAAAUAUCGAGAUCGGGAGAAGCAUAUGUGAUAUUUUCUGGUGGAUUGGCACAGGACACCACUGGGAGAACACCCAGCAUUACAGUGAUACAUGGAAAAACUACUACGGUGCUCGAAAUGGAACAUAAUGUUGUAGACUUUAUAACGCUGUGUGAGAGUCCAUGGGCUAGUGAUUUUCAAGACCCUUAUGCUGUUGUUGUUUUACUACAAAAUGACCUGGUUGUGAUAGAUUUGUUAACUACUGGAUUCCCUUGUUUUGAGAAUCCAUACCCUAUGGAUAUUCACGAAUCUCCUGUGACAUGUUGUGCAUAUUUCGCGGAUUGUCCUUCGGAUUUAGUACCUGCAUUUUAUUCCGUUGGAUCCAAGUCGCAUAAGAAAACCGGCUUUAGCGAGAAAGAAUGGCCUAUCUCCGGUGGCGAGUGGAGUUCCAGUUCUAGUAGUUAUAACGAGAUUAUCCUCACUGGACAUGCCGAUGGCAGUAUAAAGUUUUGGGACGCUUCAGCAGGAACAUUACAAGUCCUUUACAAACUAAAGACGGCGAAACUUUUCGAAAAAACUAAAACGCGUAGUAUAGAUUCUGAGGAAGAUCCAUUAGCGAUUCAACUUAUUUUCCUUUGUCCUGAAAGUCGGAAAUUAGCUAUUGCGGGAAGUGGCAAGCAUGUCGUGUUGUUCAAAUUUAAGAGGGUUGAAAGUAUGUCUGAAGUAGUGACUUUGGAAAUAUGCUUAUCGGUGGAGCCAGGAAGAGAAGGGGACAAUUCACCGGAUCGUGAAUCUCCGGCAACCGGAAACAUCGUAGGAAACAUGGAAUCGAAGACUAUAGAAUUCAAUCAUCCGCUCAAAGUCAAGACGGGACUGCAGAAAAGACCAGCCGGUUUUCAAGCGACACUGAUUUGUUUGACAACGGCACCCCCUGGAGAACUACCCGAAAAUAUAACGGCCCUCAGUUUAAACUCCUCGUAUGGCCUAUUGGCCUAUGGAAACGAGUCGGGGUUAGUGAUAGUGGACAUCGUGCAGAAGAUCUCCUUAGUCGUGUUGAACACCAGUGAUCUUGGAAGUGGCGAUCCUUACCAACGCGUCUUACGAAGUCCGAAACGGCAGGACGAAUUAAGACGAGAAAAUGAAGACAAGGCAAGAAGUCCAAGUACAGACCAGCUAACUACUAUGUGUCUACCAUUGAAGCAAAGCCAGCGAGAAUCCGCGAUGGAAUUCGAGCCAGUAGUUACAAGGGUAGCGGAUUCGAUCCAACAAGUACAGCAACAGCAACAGUGCCCUCGCAAUGAGAGUCAGACUGGAAACAGUAGCGAUAAACCGAGCGUGGAGGAAACCACAAACGAAUCCAAUAAAGCGGGUAACAUUCCUAACGGUGACGAGUGUCAGAAAAGCCAAGGUUGGAAAGGAUUUAGUCUCAAGAGACAACUAAGCAAGGUUGAUCUGAAGAUCAAAAAUACUUUUACACCAUCCUCGGUGUCUUCUCAGAAUGGGAGCUCGUCAUCGGGGCUCAUGCAAGUACCCCAAUGCCAGCAGAUAGGCGGCGAUACUGGUAGUCAAAAGUCUUCCACGUUUUACUGCAAUAUCAACGAAGCGGCCAGCACGAGUCGUUCACUAUCGCCGGUCGAAAGCGUUGACUCUGACUCCUCGCUGUCGCCGGAGAGCCAGUCUCCUGGACACGAGAGUCCUCAGACUGAUGACAGGAAGCAAGACAUCCAAGAGGCUAGAAGCCCAACGGAGACUGAGAACGAGAAAACGAUAAUGAACAAUGACAAUAUCGGCAUAAAAACCGAGGCAGUAAGACCGAUGAAUCUGUCUUUGCCCGAACACGAGCUAAAACCGUCGAGAUUGAAAUAUAUCGCCAAGAUCAAACAGGCGAAGAGAGAGGGUCGUUUGCUCUCGGUGCCGAAUCUAAAAUUUUCCAAGAACGAGCCGACCGUUUGUGACCUAAGAUGCGAGGAGAGUACUUCCGAGAGAGCUACCUCCGAAUCAUUCACCGGCAAUCUUAUAAGAAGAUUCAGUCGGAUAGACAAAUUCGACGGUUCCUUCCAACGAUCAAGGAGUUCGAGUAUGUCAUCCCUCGAAAACAUCACCACAGAAACCAUAAGCUGCCUUACAUUUGCGGAUUCUUAUACGAAAAAAAACGAUACAAGCGGCAUGCCGACGUUAUGGAUUGGCACGUCUCUGGGAUCUGUACAGACUGUUAUAUUCAAUACGCCUGCCCACAGCGAACGUCAUGCUCACCCAGUGGUUGUGUCUACCUGUAAUGGAUCUACUUUCAAACUCAAGGGUUGUAUCCUAUCGAUGUCAUUCUUAGAUUGCAACGGCGCUCUGAUCCCGUAUUCGUACGAGUCCUGGAAAGACGAGAGCACGGAUGGCAAAGAACGGAAUAAGAGUCAAGGAAAAUGUACAAAUAGCCGCAUGUCACCGUCGACGAACACGCAAAUCGGUGGGGACAAUUUCGAGGACAGACAAUUUGUCGCACUUGUGUCAGAGAAGCAAGCGAGAGUUGUGGCGUUACCCUCCCAAAAUUGUGUAUAUAGGCAACAACUGGCAGAGACUCAUAUCGUAAUUAAGGCAGAAGUUACAACAUUGAAAGAUAACGUCUGCCUAGUAUGUUACGUUUCGAAUGGUCACAUCACAACGUACAGUUUACCCAGCCUGAGACCGUUGAUAGACGUUGAUUUUCUACCUCUUAUAGAUUUGAGUUUUCAGACCACAAAACACGGCAUUGUAGACCCCAUGUUGACCAUAUGGGGUCAUCAACUCUUUGUUAAUGGCGAUACCGAUCAGAUCGCAAAGACGCUUUGCUUCAGCAAUCGAGGCCACGGUUUAUACUUAUCGUCACCGAUGGAAAUACAGAAGUUCUCCGUUUCGAGUGAAUUCUGCGGCGAAUUGACGGAGAUGAUGGGUGAUCUGUUUAUUGGCCACGAUAUGCCAGAACCGCCCAAAGAGAGUUUCUUCAAAGGUUUAUUCGGUGGUGGCUCGAGGAGUGUCGAUCGAGAAGAGUUGUUCGGUGAAUCUAGCGGUCGUGCGUCGCGCACAGUGGCAAAACAUAUUCCAGGACCAAACGAAGCUAUGCGAGAACGGGUCUCUUGCGCAACGGGCGAAGUAAAUAUGGCACACCAGAUGGUCGUGGAGCGCGGCGAGAAGUUGUCGCAGCUCGAAGAUCGGUCUGCGCGCAUGGCGUCGGAGGCCGAGAACUUUGCGACGAGCGCUCACGGACUGAUGCUCAAGUACAAAGACAAGAAAUGGUACCAGCUAUGAGAAAGCCAUUCGAUCCGAGUCCGAUGGGAUGACGCACGUUUCUUUAGUUAUUUAUUUAGCGUUCGUGUUUCGUCUAUGAGUUUUAUUGUAUUAAGAAAUUAAAAGCUAGCUAUACUACGAUCCUCACAAAAACGCACAUAUGGGAAACAUCUACACGAAGGGAGAGAGAUAAAAUGGAUACAUGUACAUGCGAUCACCUGUGCGAUGCACAUGGUACACACGCACAUGCUGUAAACGAGAUAAACAUAUAUAGCGAAAAACAACAACAACAUAUAUUUCAAAGCGGAGUAGUAUGGCGACGAUCUCUCAAUUGUGUAAAUUUUUGCGUAUGGAUGAAUAAAAGAGGGAUGUCGGAGAGGCCGCGGCCAAAUGCCGCGAUGCAUUUGCGCGGAUGUGACAUGUAUGUAUAAUUAUUUAAAAUAUAAAGUACUUAUACGCAAAGAUGCGACAGAAAUAUACGCGAGUCAAUAUAAGCAAUUAUGUAAUAAUUCGCCUUUUAACCGGUGGCACUCGUUAAUUCAUUCGGACGUCCUGUGAACGUGUUUAAUGGCGCCUUGCCUUGUUUGCUUCUCAGCAAAGAAUUGCCAAUAAGUAUUUACGAACGUCACAUUGUUGCAGAGUUUAAGCACUUCCGAAUAGAUGGAAUCGAGUGAAACGAUAAGAAUCGCAUUAGUUAUAAAUCGACUAAACUAGUACUUAUAUAUAAAACAUGAGUUCUCCUAUAUUAGAUUAAUAUUAUGUGUUAUGUAAGAGAGAAAAUAUAUAUUAUAUUGGAACAAAAUAUACAUGGCAACUCAUAUAUUAACAAUGCCAUUGAAAACUUCUAGUAAAACAGUCAUUAUAGAGAAGAGUUGUUAUUGACUAAUAAUUCUUAUUCCGCGAAUGUAAAUUUUAUAAUCGUGUACAUUGUAAGCUGACUUGUAUUUAAGUAUUUAUCGUUACACGAUCGCAGACACUUUCGUAAAUACUGCAUUAAGGGAUAAAACGAAUGCGAUUCUUAAGAUUCGUAAGUCUAUCAAGUUACACGAGUGCAAAUGAGAAAUUUGUUAGGCUCGACAGAAAUGAUUUUUGUGGAUAUUUUACGAAAGUUAUGAACGUAGGCAAGACGGCACAGCGACACCAUUCCGAAUGCAUUGACAAUAAAAUGUAGUUAAUUACUCGGUGAGAAAGAGUAAAUUGGAUAAAAGUUGAAUGCAAUGAAAUAUAUUUUAUCCAGAAUGGCGGGUGUUGCGCAGGCCGCAAAAGCUGCUAUACUCGCCACGCUGAUAAGAAUGUAUUAGUUGUUAUCGAUUGUAGUUAUCGCUAGACGUGCUAUGUAUAUAUAAAAAAGAUGAAUAUAAGUAGGACAGAUUUCGCGUUAUAAAGCUGUUUAUAUAACAAUGUAUUAUGAGUUACGCUGUUUCGAUGCCGACGAUAAGUUCAACUGGAUUUACGACACAUCUAACCGACGUGACAUGAGUUGUAGUAAAACUAUUGUAAUUUUAGCACUACACAUAGUUUAGAUUAAUUAAAGACAAUAUAUAAAAUAUAAAAUAUACAUAUACAAGUAACCAGAUAUAUAUAUAUAUAUAUAUAUAUAUAUAUAUAGAUUUAUAUAAUAUAUAUAUGUAUAUACGGCCGGUUCUACAAUCAGUCGUACGUCGUAGUCGUAGUCGGAUUUCGGGACGCAGCCGAUGGUCCAAUGAGAGAAUUUUCUUUUUCGAAAACGAAUUUUCCUCAUUGGACCAUCAGCUACGUUCCGACAUCCGACUCCGACAUACGACUGAUUGUAGAACCGGCCUACAAAAAGGUAUAUGUAUAUAUACAUAUAUAUUUGGUCAUAUGUAUAUGUUAUGUUUAUAUAUAUAUAUAUAUGUAUGUGAUAAGUUCGUUGAAUUUAUCGAGGCUCUGAAUCGUCGUACUGCUUCCAUAGCAAUAACUGUAUAGUUGAUGUUUAUGGUACUAAUCACUCGUAUACUUAAUAAUGUGCCCGCAGAAGAUUACUUAGAAUGCAUUUUUCGAAUUGAUUCGAGCUCAUGGUAUAAUUUCCCUUGGACAAUAUACACGUAUAUAAAUUCGUUGUCCCAUUACACACUCUUGUCACGGGAUGUCUUCACUAUCGAUUACUAGUACAAAAAGAGCGCGAGCUCGUUCGUCGAGCGAAUUGUAGCGUGCGAACCGUAGUUUGAGAAUCCAUACUGAUGCUGAAUUUGUAAUACGUUCGUGAGAGUGCGCAGAUUAGCGUUGACUCUGAGCUCCGAUCCCGUUUUACCUAAGCUGCUAACUCUGACAAACGUUCCACUAUCUAACUAUCUAGAAUUAUUAUUCCUCGAAAUACCCGACACUCAGUAUGUAAGCAGUUCAAUGGUAGAUAAGAUACAUUCAAAAUAAAGUAUAAAGUAUCCUAAGCAGCGGAGAGAUUUGUUAAUGUUCGAAUUACGAAUGCCGAUAUACAAAUUAGAGGGAAGAGGUGUUCUUUCAGAGUGAAGGCUCGUUUUACCGUUAUAAUAAUAGAAUAGAUAGAUUUAAUGUGAGCUAGUUACAGAGAACAGGCAUAUUACAUUAUUAUUUAAAUGUUGCAGUAAUAUAUUCUAACAUUCGUUGCACAAAGACUAAUAUAUUCGUCGAUAGUUUCUCAUUAUUUAUCAAAGAAUGCAAACAUAUCUCAAGGAAAUUUCUGAUAACAGUUUUACUACUUUACAGGCCAUAGUACAUAAAAAAAGCCUCGAUAUGAGAUCGGAAACACUCGACUGUAAUUAAUCGAUUUGCUUACCGCUUUAGUUCUACCGCUUAUAUCUUUUUAUGUACUAUAGUCGUAAAACCCAGCAAAUGCUGUUUAUAAAGCAAAUUUCUAACUCUCUCUUUCUAGCCCAUAUUUAUUCUAAUUAAAUCAAGUUUCUUAUUAAAAUAGGAGGAUUCUGUUUUCUAUAUUGUUUUUGUUAUUAUAUCUGAUUAAUAAUAUAUUGUAUAAAUGAUAGCGUACAACAAUUAUAGAAUCGUAGAAUGUACAGAUAUGUCUAAAUUACAGAUAAAUAUAUAGCUCACAUAUA